UGCGAGGAUGCGCGGUCCCAGAAUGCCGCGCGCCCUGCUCUCGGGGGGUCCGCUCCAGCCGAGAGGAGCCUAAGUCUUCGCCUAGCCCGGAGGGGACGCCGCGGCCCCGAGGUGAGGUGCGGACAGGUGCCGGGCCCCUGUGCCCCCUUCCCCCUCAGCUCCAGCGACGACACCCCCGUUAUCCUGUCGCCCCCGAGGGCCAGGCGAGACGCUCCGAGAGGGAGCUACAACUUUCGAGAGACUUCGACCGGGCCUGGCAAACUUCGGCGAGUUCCUGCUCCGCGCGUCCCGCGGGCUCCGUGCUGGCCCGAGCCUGCCGAGCAGCUGAAGUGUAUGUGACGGGGCCUUCAGCUCCUUCCCCGGGUCCGACGGCGGCCGCACCACUCCUCCCUUGCUUGCGGUCUCUCGGGCUCGUCCGGGCGCUCCGCGGGUGCGCACACCUUGGCCGGCCGGCCGAGCGCAAAUUCGAAUGCGGCGGCUCUGGAAGUGUCCCUGGCAAGACCAUCGCCCAAGAUGGCAGAGGAGAGCAGCAGUGCCAGGGACUGCGUGUCCUUCAGCGUGCUCAACUGGGACCAGGUGAGCCGGCUGCACGAGGUCCUGACCGAGGUGGUCCCCAUCCACGGGCGAGGCAACUUCCCCACCUUGGAGAUCACGCUGAAGGACAUCGUCCAGACUGUCCGCAGCCAGCUGGAGGAGGCGGGCAUCAAAGUGCAGGACAUCCGGCUGAACGGCUCUGCGGCCGGCCACGUCUUGGUCAAAGACAACGGGUUGGGUUGCAAGGACCUGGACCUCAUCUUUCACGUGGCCCUUCCCACGGAGGCGGAGUUCCAGCUGGUCAGGGAUGUGGUUCUGUGCUCCCUCCUGAACUUCCUGCCAGAGGGCGUGAGCAAGCUCAAGAUCAGUCCAGUCACCCUGAAGGAGGCCUACGUCCAGAAGCUGGUGAAGGUCUGCACGGACACGGACCGCUGGAGCCUGAUCUCCCUGUCCAACAAGAACGGCAGGAACGUGGAGCUGAAGUUUGUGGACUCCAUCCGGCGCCAGUUCGAGUUCAGCGUGGACUCGUUCCAGAUCAUCCUGGAUUCCCUGCUCUUUUUCUAUGACUGCUCCAGCCACCCCAUCUCCGAGCACCUGCACCCCACGGUGAUCGGGGAGAGCGUGUAUGGGGACUUCGAGGAGGCCUUCGACCACCUGCAGAACAGACUCAUCGCCACCAAGAACCCCGAGGAGAUCCGGGGCGGGGGGCUGCUCAAGUACAGCAACCUGCUGGUGCGGGACUUCAGGCCCACCGACCAGGACGAGAUCAAGACCCUGGAGCGCUACAUGUGCUCCAGGUUCUUCAUCGACUUCCCCGACAUCCUGGAGCAGCAGAGGAAGCUGGAGACCUACCUGCAGAACCACUUUGCCGAGGAGGAGCGGAGCAAGUACGACUACCUCAUGACCCUGCGCCGCGUGGUCAACGAGAGCACCGUGUGCCUCAUGGGCCACGAGCGCAGGCAGACCCUGAACCUCAUCUCCCUGCUGGCCCUGCGCGUGCUGGCCGAGCAGAACAUCAUCCCCAACGCCACCACCGUCACCUGCUACUACCAGCCCGCGCCCUACGUCAGCGACGGCAACUUCAACAACUACUACGUGGCCCACCCUCCGCUCCCCUACAGCCAGCCCUACCCCACCUGGCUGCCCUGUAACUAACCUUGAGACCCGAGGGUUUCCACAGGGGCAGCCCCCCUAGGGCGAGGGCUCUCGGGUAGGGGAGCCUCCUUCUAGAUGUAGGUGUUUGGCUUUUAAAGGGGAACUCAGCUCUGAUUCUGCUUUUUUUUUUUUUUUUUUUUUUUUUUUUUUUUGUGUGUGUGUGUGUGUGUGUGUGUGUGUGCCCAUUGGAACGGGUCGACUGUGUAUCAUGAGCCAACCCCAGAGGGACCCAUUAUGCCCGUGCCACUUUGGAAAAUGCUAUAGGAAGUAUGACCUGUGCACAUCUUUCCAAGACGGACACUCACAUGCCGGGCCCCAGACAUCGGCACUGGGGUGCCCGAGCUCCGUGCGGUCACUGAGACGGGGUCUGCCCCGCGGGCAGGUGUCAGGAGUCUUUGGCUGCUGGGCCCCUCUCUGGGGCCCAGGGCGGGCGACGUCGGCCCUCACUUGGAAUUCUCAGCAGUUAGGAAAGUUGUGCGGCUAGUCCAUUUCCUUGUCGGAGUCUUAGGCAGAAAAUGGCAAACGUGAGGGUGCUCUUGUGGUUGAAUUUCUGUUCAAGGGACUCAGUUGCUUGUGUUUAUUCUCUGUCAGCAGAGCUGAGGACUCCUCGUGUCAGUCAACCAAAGCUGGAGCAUUGCGAUCUGGUUGGAAGUGGUUUAUGGUUUAAAUGCUGUGCUAUCACGAGGAACUGAGAUUAUCGCUGACAAAGGAAAAAAAAAAAAAAAAAAAGACCUUUUCUGGAAAUGUAACUUGAAAACAAAAUAAAAUGUGCAACAUGAUGUUCAGUAAAAUCGUGGUGGUGGCGGCUGGGGCGGGGGGUGCUUGUAAAUAGGAAACGUGAAUGUUCAGUUUUUUUCUUUUAAGUAAGGAAUUCUUUUUGAAUGACCCUUCCCCCCCCCCAUCAGCUCAUCACUUUUGCGUUUUGCUCCUCCCGAGACUAAGGAUUGUGGUGAGUCUAAAGUCCUUGCAGUAACUGAUGUGAGGGUCUUCCCAUGUUUUAAUCGGAAACCCAUCUUGGUCACAUUCCAAGUAUGACUGGCUGUUUUUCUGGAGUACUUUUGGCUGAUUGUGUUUGCUUUUGUUUGUAUUUUUACUUUUCAACAAUAGUGGUUUCCUUCUCCAGGCAUUUUGGGCAGCAGAGGAAUGCAGGAAUUUCCGUGGAUCUGUGACCUGUGGAGAGGCCCGCUCUUGCAGGCAGAGUUCUUUGGUUUAACAUUGCUUUAGAGUCGCAGCUGCUGUCCUGUGCCGCGUGUCAGGUGGCUGCUCCUUCCACAGUGGGGCCUUGUGUGCUGCCGAGGCACCUCGAGGUGAUGACUGCUAGUGUACUUGGGAAGAACUGCGUGAAUGAAGAAGAAUCUUCUUCCUCUGAUAGAUUGACCACACGUGUUUAUACUCUGCACUUUAGAAGGAAAACAGUGUUAAUCUCUCUAAUCUGAAGCAAGCUUAGUAAAUGGGAGAGUUUUAGGCUAUUGUUGCUUUCCCAGUAGCUUAAGAUAAGGGACUUUGUAUUUUGAAACUUUGUGGGAUCUCUUAGAAAGCAUCACUUUGGGGUAUCAAGGGCAAAGCAACUUAAUGUGGCCAUCCUGCUUGGUUUGUCAAGUGAUCCAAUCAAAUCCAUGCUCCUGAUUUUGACUUUCUCCUGUGGCCGUACACAUCCCAAGCCCUGAGUGAGUGCUUUCUCCUUGUUUGAAGCAAUGAAGUUACCUUAACGCGUAGUAGAAAAGGGGUGGUUUACCUUUUUCUAAAGAGUCUAUUUUCAGGUUUUUUGUUUUUUUGUUUUGUUUUUUUUUUUUUUUCUGGAAGGUGGUGUGUUGGUCCUCUUGAAAGCAGAUCGGGCAUGACCGAAACCCAAGGCUUGCUUAGUUGGUAUCCAUGUUGUGGGCGAGGUGAACAGAAACCACUUCUCAGUGUAAUCAGCUCCUGUUUCCCUGGGAGCCAUGGUUGUAUUUGAAUUCACUGGCUUUGAGUCAAGGCUAGUUCUACACUGAGGUGGCAGCGAGGAGUCCUGGCGUGCUUCCAUGUUAAAAAGGGCAAUGAAGAGUGAACCCCAACUUUACCAACUACGUGGUCAUCUGUAACCUAAAAAGGCUGCCCUUGUGGUCAGAUGGCAACAUGUUUGCACAAAAAUGACAGAGCUGUUUCACCAAAGCUUUGAAAUUGGACGCAGCCACCGGCAUAAGCACUUGCUCACAGAAGCCAGUGUUGCCUCUACUCGAAGGCUUGAGGAUCAGCAUAAUGAGGCUCCAGAGGAAGAUAGGAUCAGAACUGCAUCACAUUAACUGCAUUAAAUUGCCGGUUUGUCCUUGGAGUUCUUUCUGCUUGUUUCCCCCCCCCCCCAAUCUGGUACUAGUCUUCCUUUGAGGAUGAAGGGAGGCACAGAUGUUGUUAGAAAUUCCCAGCGCCCCUGCCCAGUUGUUUACCACCAUUGCACCGUGGCUGUCUCGGUAGACCUGAAGUUCUCAGUCAGCCCAGCCGCCUGAAAGCGGGACAGUAGAUCUGGGCUCUAGAGCCGUCAGGGUAAAAAGCUGCACUUUUAAACACCACCCUGGCCCAGCUCUGUGAGCCUCUUGCCUGCCUCGGAGCAGACCAGGUAACCUUGAAUUUCAGGUGUCUGGAAAUUCUAGCUGAAACCCGCCUUUCGUGCUGCUCACACAAGCACCGGGUACACUGAACUUGUACUGAGUCCAGUGGUUCCUCUUUGUGUGUUGAGUAAUAUGAAACCUGGCAGUGGCCAAGGGCACUAAAGUUCAAGUGCAAGUUCUAAUAGAAACGUAAGCAGCCUUAUUUGCCUCAGGACUCUGAGCAGUUUUCUGAAGCUUUCUGCAAGUCCGCAGCUCAUUACCCCAGCCUGCCUCUUGGCAUCAGGUUGAGCAGCUGUGAGAUUCAAGCAGUACCUUUCCCCCCCCUUGUCUUGGCAGAAGGGGACACACUAAAUUCCUGGCCUCGAGCUUCACCUUCCCUUCAAAUCUUAACUUGGCAGCGAGACACUAUUCCUCACUCAGUAAUUUCAACUCUGACACGAAUCUACAUCACUGACACCUUCAAAUCUGGGCUCCUGCUGAUGGCACGUGGGAGGUGGCCUGGCUCACACCUGGCAGGACCUGGCCAAUGGGGAGGGUCGGGUAGGAAGAUGCUGGGUUCCUGAUGUGUGCUAACAGAUGUGGUUUGGCAUUCAAGGUUUUUUUUUUUCCCCCCAGUGCGAUCCCCCUCUCCCCCCAAGGGAUUUGAGUCACAGUGAGCUGUGUGUGAACCUGUAUUUUGUGGUGACGCAUUAAUAAGUUGCUAAAGCCCCGAAUCUGCUUGUCCUUCAGCCUCCCUGCUAGCACUAGCCCCUUACCUCCACGGUAGAUUUGGAUUUGAGCGAGUACCACUUUGUUAACGUUGGGAAAUGGUGCCAUUCAAAAGCAACUUCCUAACUUUAGGAAUACCUCCUUUGUAGUUAACUUUCUGGAACCGGUGCCUCAUCUUAGGAUGCAGCUAGAUUCCGAGCUCAAACGUCCUCUUCUUGAGAAUAAAUGGUAGUUAUCUAGUUGGGAGCAGAGACCCUGAUGCUCCCUGGGGCCAUUGCUUCCUGGGUAUCUGGGCUCCACACUAGGGAGAACCCUUGGGGUGGAUUCUGUGAGGCGAAGGAACUUCCAGUUGCCAAGGUUAGAUUCGAAUUUUUCAAUCUGGCAGAGACCAGAAUGUCACAGCUGACUUUGGAACAUACUUUAAUUCAGCCAGUUCCAUUCAGGGGACCAAGGGAGGGCAUGGAGCGGGGGAUAUGUUUAAAGAGACCUGGCAACUUUUCAGGAUUAUUUGUGGAGAUUUCCAAGGAGAGGAUCAGGAAAGAAAAAUGCCUUUUUAUGAGUUCAAGUUCUAAAUCCUGUUUACCUAUCACUUAAAAAAUAGUUUAAGUGGAAGCAAAAAAAAAAAAAAAAAAAAAAAAGAAAAAGAAAAAAAAAAAAGCUUGGAGUUUUCCCUGGGCUAAUGAGAGUUGGUGCAAAUUUCCGUGUUUGUUUGCAUAGGAAGGUUAGAAGACCAUCCACUAAAGAGGAAGUCGUUAAAUAACAUAGAUCUGUGGGUGUUUUAAAACCAAAGCCAUCUGGUCUUUUUUUUUUUUUUUUUUAAUGAAUAAAAGAUAGUUGCUUUAGGAAAAUUCAGUUUUUAUCCAUUAAUUUCCAAAUUACUAUAGAUGAAAAGAUAUGAAUUAGACUAAAUUGGGAGCUUUUUUGUUAUUCUAUAUCUGCUUAGCCUUUGAAAUCUUUCUUAUGGGUGCCUAGGAUGUGUGAGGUUUCCUCUUUGGUGUCACGGUCACUGACCUUCUUAUGUGAUGCAGGUGAAAUCACUUGUCAUUGCAAAAUGUAUUAGAACUUGAUGAAAUAAAGCUUUGAGUUUGAGAAAUAAAAAUAUAUUUAAAAAGA
Sus scrofa (pig) is the source of this 6092-nucleotide messenger RNA. It is a transcript of the gene TENT5C, whose product is annotated as terminal nucleotidyltransferase 5C. Gene Ontology annotation, molecular function: RNA binding; poly(A) RNA polymerase activity. The record is from RefSeq and is a predicted model, not a curated record. Gene Ontology annotation, biological process: mRNA stabilization. NCBI's taxonomy places the organism in Eukaryota, Metazoa, Chordata, Mammalia, Artiodactyla, Suidae.